Messenger RNA from Scophthalmus maximus (turbot), 1564 nucleotides. It is a transcript of the gene rsrc1, whose product is annotated as arginine/serine-rich coiled-coil 1. The transcript has 10 exons. Lineage: Eukaryota; Metazoa; Chordata; Actinopteri; Pleuronectiformes; Scophthalmidae. Gene Ontology annotation, biological process: alternative mRNA splicing, via spliceosome. The coding region runs from base 174 to 1142 and encodes 322 amino acids. The record is from RefSeq and is a predicted model, not a curated record. Gene Ontology annotation, cellular component: nucleus; cytoplasm.
UCCAAUCGAGUGCUCUGUUUCGGCUUCAUCCGUCUGCUCCCCAUCGACGUUUUCCGGUUUGACUAGUCGAGUCUUCCGGGCAAUGCAUGGCUGAGAGUCGCGGUGGAAGCGGCGCAACGAUUUGAAGGUGGGGAGCGGGAUCUUCAUUAAACAGGUGACACCAGUCAGUCGCCAUGGGCCGUCGCUCCUCCGACAGUGAGGACGACAGUCGCAGCAGGAGGAAGAGAAAACAGCGCCGACGUUCGUCCUCGUCGUCCUCCUCGUCGUCGUCCUCCGGCAGCAGGGUGACCAGCCGGAGUCGGAGGUCCAGUCGUCGGAGCCGAUCUCGCUCCAGGGACAAGGACAGGGACAGGAGGAGAAAACGACGCUCCAGCAGCAGUUCAUCCCACAGCUCAUCUCGCAAGAGGCGGAGUCGCAGUGCAGCGAGAGAAAAAGGGAGGAACCACCGCUCUCACAGGUCACGCAGCCGGGACAAGAGGUCUCAUUCUCGCCACCGAAGGUCUCGCAGUAAGAGUGGCAGCCGCAGCCGGCGGGGAAGCCACAGCCGCAAAAGGAGCCGCAGCAGAGAGCGGGACCGCAGUCGGCGCAAGGGCCGCAACCGGGAGAGGGACAAAGAGAAGGAAAGGGACAAAGGGAGAGACAAGGACAAGAGUAAAGACAAGGCUGACAGAAAGAGGGAAGCCGCGAACAUCAAAGGCAGAUUAGAACAUCUGACUCCAGCAGAGCAGGCCAAAGUUCGAAUGCAUAUGGUCCUGCAGGCCGCAGCCAAGACGGAUGAAGUGCUGAAGGCCAAAGUAGCCAAGAGAGAGGAGGAGGCCCGAAAGAAAUUAGAGGAAGAGGGAACUACUCUGGAGGAGCAAGUGCGAAGGAUAAAGGACAUUGAGGCCAUCGAGAGUGAUUCCUUUGUUCCUCAGGCUUUCAAAUCAUCCAGGGAUGAUAUAAAGACUGAGCCGGCUGAGGUGAAGCAGGAGGAGAGGGCAGAUUCUCAGGACAUCACUCUUCCCCUGUCCAUCGUCUAUGACGACACUGACACGCUCGCCCAUCCCAAUUUGUUCAUGGACAAGGAGAAGGCAGAGGAGCUGUGGCUUAACAGACUGGUCUCGCUACGACAAGAGAGGCUCAUGGGAAGUCCCGUGACCUGAAAGACACUAGGAAAAAAAGCCCAGAAGAUCCUUCCCCACUUCCUGGACACUUUGUAAAUUCACGUCUACACCUCUUUCACUGUGUCAAGUUUACCUUCACCGUGUCUCAACCCCCGUCAUAUUCUGUCUGCCUGGUUCAGGAUAUAAUAUUUCUUACUUCACCCUUCCACUAUUUUCUCUUACCUGUUAUAAAAACCUAUGAAAAGUUAAGAAAAUAAUCAGUUUUUGCUCCUGAUGUGCUUAUUAUUUUUUUUAGUAAUGUUAAUAUGAUUCAUCUGCUGUUCUUCAUUUGGCUUCAUUUAUUUUUGCUGGAGAUCUUUAAGUCAGAUGAAAAAUUGUGUUUUAAUGUGUAGAUGUAGCAUUUGAUAUGUUUUUGUCUUUUCUGAUCGACUCAGUGAAUAAAGCUAACUGAUUUUUUUUGA